Molecule: messenger RNA, 3502 nt
Organism: Nicotiana tabacum (common tobacco)
Lineage: Eukaryota; Viridiplantae; Streptophyta; Magnoliopsida; Solanales; Solanaceae
Product: formin-like protein 1
Biological process (GO): actin nucleation; actin cytoskeleton organization
Molecular function (GO): actin filament binding
Source: RefSeq, a predicted model, not a curated record
AUGAGUAGCAGAAUAUUAGCUGGAUGCAGCCACGCACGUACUGCUCCACUCAUUUCUCUCUAAUUACUCCCUUAAUCAUCAUUUUCUCUUUCACACACACACACACACUCUCUCUCUCUCUCCGUUUCUACCUUUUCACACUCUCAAUUACUACUCCGAAUCCAUGCAGCAGAUGCUGCUGUGCUGACUGAUGCAGAUCUCCACUUUUCUCUUUCUUUCUCUCCUCACAAUGCUUCCAAUUCCUCUUAGCUAAUUAGCUACAUUUACUCCUCUCUCUCUCUCUCUCUUCUCCCCUCUCCCUUUCUUCCCCACACCCACCACCGCCAUGUUAUCCUCCUUCUUCUUCAUCUUUCUCCUCCUCUUCUCAGCCACUGUCUCCGCCCAAAACCGCCCUAUUCUCCACCAACCAUUUUUUCCGGUAGAUUCACAACCGCCAUCUUCUUCACCCCCUACUCCUUCUGCACCAUCACCGACUAGUACUACUACUCCCAAAUACCCUUUUGACUCUUCUACUACUCCUAAUAACAAUAACAAUAACAAUAACAAUAAUACUCCCUUUUUCCCCUCUUUCCCUUCUCCUCCCCCCCCACCUUCCCCUUCUGCUUUUGCUUCUUUCCCUGCUAAUGUAUCUUCUCUUAUCCUUCCCCAUUCCGCCAAAUCCAAACCCCUUUCCUCCAAACUCAUCGCCACCGCUAUCAUCUGCGUUGUCGCUGCUGUCCUUGUUCUCUCACUCGCUCUAUUCUUGCACAGCCGCAAGCGAAGAAAUCAAGCUGCUUCUACUAGUGAUGCUAAAACCCAGAGAUCUAAUAGCAGCACUCACUUCAAUUAUUCUAAUGGUAAUAGUAAUAAUGGUAAUAACAGCAGUGGUGGUAACCGCAGUCAUAUUCCUAAGCUACAAAGACCAUCGCAGACCAGUUCGGAGUUUCUCUACUUGGGUACUAUGGUCAGUUCACAUGGUGGAAUUGAUGGGCCCCACAACCCUCCGCAACGUCGUCGUAGCGGCAACGUGACUAGUGUCCCAGCUUCGAGAAAAAUGGAUUCGCCGGAGAUCCAUCCAUUGCCGCCGUUACUUGGACGGAAUUUGAGUCAAAAUUAUGGGAAUAAUAAUAAUAAUAAUGCAGAUGUAAUAUCGGGUAGAACUGAAGAAGAUGAGGAGUUUUACUCUCCAAGAGGAUCUUUGGACGGCAGAGAAAGUUCGAUCGGAACUGGAUCGGCGUCACGUAGGGCAUUUGCCGCCGUUGAGGUGGAGAAUUUUGGUGGUGGUUCCAGGUCCAGCUCACCUUCUUCUUCGUACUCGUCUUCCAGUUCCGGUUCGGGUUCACCGGUUCGGUCUGUAUCGCUGAGCAUUUCGCCGCCGGUGAGUUUUAGUCCGAAAAGCUUAAUGCCUAAGUCACCGGAACUGGUCGCUAUUCAUACUGCUCCACCACCUCAAUAUUCUCCUCCACCCCCUCCGCCUCCGCCUCCGCUUCCGCCGCGAGCAAAUUUUGUGCCGAUAUUGGUCAUGGGGAAUGAAUCUGAUUCACCAUCUCCUCCCAGUUCAUCAUCACCGGAGAGAUAUUCAAGCAGAAGCAUUGACUCUUCGCCCCGAAGUUUCAAUGUUUGGGAUCAGAAUCUUGAAUCUCCGGCGAGAAUCGCCAAUCAGAUACAGCAGAUUGAGCCAUUUUUCGUUGCCCCACCACCACCGCCCUCACCGCCUCUUUCGAUUAGUAUUCCGGCUAGUGUACCGCCUCCGCCUCCGCCACCACCAUGUAAAAAUUGGGAUAGUCCAAAAACUCCAACACCACCAACUUCAAAGCCACCAUCUAAGCCUCCAGUUCUUGUAACUCCUUUAAGGCCUAUAGCACUUGAAAGUCCAGUAUUGAUUUCUCCAAUGGAUCAGUUGCCUUCUAAUUCGGAACCCAUUGAGAAGAAUGAGCAGAAAAUAGAAAACGAGGAAACUCCUAAACCAAAGUUAAAGACUUUGCAUUGGGAUAAAGUAAGAGCAAGUUCUGAUCGAGAAACGGUGUGGGAUCAACUCAAAUCAAGUUCAUUUAAAUUGGAUGAAGAGAUGAUAGAAACCUUGUUUGUUGUGAAGACUCCAACUUCAAAUCCAAAAGAAACAACUAGACGCUCUGUUCUUCCCUCGCAGAGUCAAGAGAAUAGGGUACUUGACCCAAAGAAGUCACAGAACAUUUCAAUUCAGCUUAGGGCACUAAAUGUAACUGUUGAGGAAGUAUGCGAAGCACUUUUAGAAGGAAAUGUUGAUGCCCUAGGGACUGAGCUCCUUGAGAGUUUAUUGAAGAUGGCUCCAUCGAAAGAAGAAGAACGCAAGCUGAAAGAGUAUAAAGAUGAUUCUCCAUUUAAGCUUGGGCCAGCUGAGAAGUUUCUCAAAGCAGUGCUUGAUAUACCUUUUGCAUUCAAAAGGGUAGAUGCUAUGCUGUACAUUUCAAAUUUUGAUUCUGAGGUUGACUACCUCAAAAAGUCAUUUGAAACUCUAGAGGCUUCUUGUGAAGAGCUGAGAAGUAAUAGAAUGUUCUUAAAGCUUCUGGAAGCAGUGCUGAAGACUGGUAACCGCAUGAAUGUUGGGACAAAUCGCGGUGAUGCACAUGCGUUCAAACUGGAUACACUGCUAAAGCUUGCAGAUGUGAAGGGAGCUGAUGGGAAAACAUCCCUCUUGCAUUUUGUGGUACAGGAGAUCAUAAGAAGUGAAGGAGCUCGUCUCUCUGGUGGAAAUCAAGAUCAACAGUCGACCAUUAGUGAUGAUGCUAAGUGCCGGAAGCUUGGCCUCCAAGUUGUUUCAAACCUUAGUUCAGAGGUUAUAAAUGUUAAGAAGGCUGCUGCAAUGGAUUCAGAAGUGCUUCAUAGUGAGGUCUUAAAGCUUUCUAAAGGGAUUGGAAACAUUGCUGAAGUUGUCCGAUCAAUUGAAGCAGUUGGAUUGAAGGACAGCAGCAUAGAAGAAUUUUCCGAGUCCAUGAGAAGGUUUAUGAAAAUGGCAGAGGAGGAGAUCAUAAGGCUCCAAGCCCUAGAAAGUGUCGCCAUGUCAUUGGUGAAAGAAAUAACUGAAUACUUCCACGGAAAUUCAGCCAGAGAAGAGGCUCACCCUUUUAGAAUCUUUAUGGUGGUGAGAGACUUCCUAAUGGUUCUUGAUCGCGUUUGCAAGGAAGUUGGGAUGAUAAAUGAACAUACAAUAGUUAGUUCUGCCCACAAGUUUCCAGUUCCAGUAAAUCCAACUCUACAACCAGCCAUUGGCGGGUUGACUGCAAUAAGGCAGCAUAGUUCCUCCGACGAGGACAGUUCACCCCCUUAAUAACGAUAUUAGCUUAUAGCAGGCAGAACCCUAGAUUUUUGUUUUUGGCCAAAACCAAUGUAAUCUACUACUAUAAAGGCCAUCUAGGAGUUUGUCUGAGACUGUCAUGUAAUCUUUUUUUCUUUUGUUUUUAAUUUUCUAUUUAUAUAGUUCAUUGUACAAGUUCUGGAAAUGUAUCCAUUCCCGUAGAUAUAUAAAGAGCAUUUCUUUAGCAAA